AUGGGCGGCCUGCUCGGCAGCCAGUCGCUCGGCUUCACGGCGCUCGGCGUCGGCCCGGGCCUGGCGCUGACGGCGCAGGCCCAGCCCCACCAGCAGCAGCACGACGACAACCGCCACGGCGGCCAGGGACCAGGUCAACAGCUCGUUCAUCUUUCGGGCACUCGGGCGACGACAAAGGCGCCCAUCAUCGCGCCACCACGUGUCAGCGGAGAGAAGUCAGGCGACAAGGGGCGCGAAGGGGCGGCGUUUGUCACGCCGCAGCGGGGUGGCGGCUCAGCGCUGGGGCGGCGGCAACUGGCUGGCGACGCGCGUAGGCAGGUCGGUGUCGUCACCGUCGCCGCUGAUGGCCAGCGUCAGCACGACCGCCAGCACCGACACGACGAGCGUGGCGGAGAACUUGAAGCGGGCGGACGUGACCAUGCCGUCAUGCCACGGAAAAGACUGAAGUCCGUCUUGAAAUCGUCAUUUGUUGCAUCACAGCGUAUUGGAGAGGACAUCACGACGUUUUUAAUCCGUAGGCCUGGGUUUUAA
Molecule: messenger RNA, 531 nt
Organism: Ostertagia ostertagi
Lineage: Eukaryota; Metazoa; Nematoda; Chromadorea; Rhabditida; Trichostrongylidae
Source: the annotation of a GenBank genome assembly